Messenger RNA from Saccostrea cuccullata (small rock oyster), 866 nucleotides. RefSeq lists its product as uncharacterized. The record is from RefSeq and is a predicted model, not a curated record. Bases 268 to 804 code for a protein of 178 amino acids. The transcript is spliced from 2 exons. Lineage: Eukaryota; Metazoa; Mollusca; Bivalvia; Ostreida; Ostreidae.
CCUACUGAAGGGAAACUCCUACAUAAAAAAACAAUUUCUGUCUAUUUUGUACAUGCAACAGGGACUUGGUAAACAAUUCAUGGUGAAUUCAAAUUGAUAUAUUAAAUUUGGAUUUUAUUUAAUCCUGACAACACUUGACUUGGGUGUAAUGCAAACCCCCAUCAAUAUCCCACUGGGCCGAACAAUUUAUUACUCGUGAUAUCAGUGACGUGUUCGGCUAGUGAUUUUGUAAGAAGUCCCAGGAAUUCGAGAAAUCGCAAAACCACGAUGUUUUUGGUUUAUUUGUCAAUUUUGUUUAUUUCCUUUGGUAAAAUCAAGGCUGCGUCAGAUUGCCAACAAAAUGCACAACAAAACUGCAACUGCACCUUUUCGGAGGAAAGCGUGUUUGACACGAGAUCAGAAAUCAUGGCGGCAUCCAUUGGAGCAAUGUCACCCCUUCUUCUAACCGGAAUCGGCUUUGCAAUUUGGAAGUAUAUCCAAAGCAAAGCUCAAGACAUCCCAUUUGAGCGAGCACCAUCGGACAUCUCUGAUGAUUAUUAUGAACAGAAGCGCGGAUCAAAGGGAAGAGUUAGUCCGUUAGGGUCAGAUUAUAACUACGCCCGCCGUGGAUCCACACCACUUUCUAUUACGGACACAGAAAACGAGUAUUACAUCUCCGAAACUCCCACCUCGGAAACACCAUUGUCAGAGAUGAAUCAGGACGAAAGAUGGAGGGCACCUACCAGAGCACAGCCGCCAUCAAACAAUGGCCGCGUAGUUGUCGCGCCAGCUAAAUCUGACGCUCUCAAUGGAUGGAUGUUCUAAAAAAAAAAGUGAAGCGUUGUCGGUAUUCUCUCUUGAAGCAUAAUGUUUUAAUUUUUAAAAAA